GCCGUUUCGGCCCUUGCGCAUCUUGAACAAUUUGGUUUGGACAUUCAGCGCCAUGUGACUUUCCUCUCACAGACUGUGUACAGCUCUUCCCACCUCUUUCCGUAGGUCUGCAGGCUCUCUGGUACUAGUCUGGAUGUUUUGAAGGAGGAUAGCAUGUGUCUUCAGCUGGAAGUUGUAGUCUUUGCAAUAUUCAGUCCAUCUAUUGAGUACAACAUCGCUUGUGACAAUGACUAUUCUGUCUUCGAUGAGGUUCUUUAGUAUUUGAUACUAUCACUCCGUGCUAUUCCCUCCUCUAUGAUCAGGCAUUGGCCCUCGAUCCUAGUUUCCCUUGCUGCCUUCAUCCUUUUCCUGAUGGCACAAUUCACUUUUUUGUGCUUGAAUGCUCCUUUGUGUUUGCUUUUACUUUAUUUGGCCAAAGGACAUCGAAGAGAGAAAGUAAAAGCAAACACGAAUGAUCUAGGAUGUUGUUUGUGACCCAGGGUUGUUUCUUCUGCCUGCUCCUCCCCCAGCCUAGUAAGGUUCAGGUGCCGCCAGCUCGACUUUAUAUAGUUCCAAGCAAUACUCUGUCCAUCGGUCUAGUACAGCCUGUAAGGAGACAGCCAGCCCUGUUGUUGACGACAGACGACUUCUGCUGCUGACUUACGUGGGAUUUGUCGCCCCGAGCCAACCCUUCCUUAAUCUCAGUGCCCUUUGACCUAUGUUUUCCUUGCUGCAUUCAUCCCUUUCCUGAUCGUGCGAUCGACAUUGCGAUGUUCUACCGCUGCCUCGGGAUUGGGUGAGCAUCGCUGUACCUGCUGCUUCAAACGAGGCUGUGGUCAAUGUCGAUCUGCCCUCGUCUUUGCCUGGCUGGUGCUCGACUUUAAGUGUCUCGGCAGUCAGAAGUUCAGGUCCCCAGUCACUGCCAUCACCUUGUUUAGCUCCUGGAAAAACUCCACUUCACUGUGUUCGUACGUGGAGGUAAGAACAUAUCUGUGACAUUAGCAGGCCUGGCAGGCGGAUGGGUGCUCAGCUCCCACCACUUCCCUCUGUACCAGGAAGCCCACGCCCUGCUCCUUAGCUCCUACUGUACCACAGUUUACACACACAGGCGCACACACACACACAUGUCCAAAUAUGUUUGUUCAGAUAUAAGUACAGAUGUGCACAGGUACGUUUACACAACUGUGCACACACACACACAUUGAAUAAACUUCCAAAAUAAAUGUGAUACUUUACAGAAAAUAAAAUCUACAUGAAGCACGGUUAAACGGAAAUUCUCAAACACUGACUUCAUGCACAUAAGGAUAUUAAUCAAGGUUUCGUCACAAAGAAUAUGUUGAACACGCAUUACAGGAUACGAUUUGUUGUGGCUACAUCAGGAUAGAAAAAAAUAAAAUAGUCACCUAGCAAAUAACUUAAGACAUUUACACACAAAGUUUACAAUGGGAAGCCCCAAUCCUCGCCUAUUAAUAGUUUUUAGUCAAAGAUCUUGUAAGGAAACCCCUGGAAAAUCCCGUGGUUCGAUUAUCACUCACCCCCCCGUCAAGGGACGCAACCGCUACGGCAUGAGGAGAAGGGUGGGUACUGGUGGGUGUGUGGGAACAGAAGUAGGGUGUGUGGGAGUGAAAGUGCGGUGUGUAGUGGUGGGGUGUAUGGGACAGAGGACACCGACACAGCAACAUUUCCCUGUCUCAAGUGAAAACAUCUCGACCCUGCUACUGCUGGCACGACACACCAGGCCAGUGUUACCUGGCAGGGUCUACCUUCCUCUUGUCAAGCCAAUCUUUUCCCCGCGAUCUCUUGCCGAUGUUGACGCCACUGGUGUGACCAGGAAGCUAAUACCGGCUGGUGACACACACACCAACUCUCCAUAAACCGUAUAUCAAGUGUUACCGCCACACUACAGCUACACCAACCCACAGUCGCCAAGAUCACAGUCACUGUGUUGUAAUCUUUAGUCACACUGAGGUUGGAAGGACACAACUCGUCCUGUUACACAAGAGUGCGAGCUUGUUCAGUGAUUGAGAAGAUAUCAUUCAGGUGUUUUUUUUUUCCUUUUGUUGCGUGCAUGUCAGCAGCGUGCCAUGGUCAAGGAAUCACAAUUCAGUUACGGUUCACCUGGCAGCACUGGAGGUAAAUAGGUCAACGUGUGGGAGCAUGCCCGAGGUGUGUGUGGAUCAUCAGAUGAGAUGACGAGUAUACGAAGGUGCAAACUUGAAAACAAGGAUGACCUGGAGUGUCAGGGCUGGUACUGGGGACCACUCACGAGAGAAGAGGCAGUAGAGAUCCUUCAGAACUAUGAUCAUGGUCACUUUCUGGUGAGGGACUCAACCAGUGAGCAUGAAUACACUCUGGUGGUGAGAAAAGGUAAUGCGAUUCGAUCAGUUCGUAUCAUGAAGUGGGAUGGCAAAUUUGGCAUCUUGAGCAGCCAUUGUAACUUUCCUUCUGUGACAUCAUUGGUUAAUCAUCUGCUGAAGCAUCCAGAAAGCUACAAGAUCCAGUUUCCCGAUCUGGACUUUCACCAUCCUGUUUUGAAGCCCCGUAAUGAGAGAGAUAACUUGCCAGAACUGAUGUUGCAAGUGGUUCUUAAGGGCAAGGAGCUGCUUCUGAAGCGUAACGACUACACGAAUCACCUCCAGAAGGUCAAAAUGGUUGCCAUGGAAAUUCAGUGUUCCCAGACAACAAUUACUUCCUUACAAGUAGUGCAUGAAAUGUUUGAAGAACAGCUACGCAUCCAGACAGAAUCUCGCAGAAACAUCAUGUUUGAGGACCAGACAACUGUUAGCAGCCUUGCAAUGAAUAUGGCUCAGUUGCACAGUCGUCUGCAGCUCAUUGAGACCAAACUGAAGGCAGAGAAAAAACAUCUUGUCGAUCUGCAAGCUGAACAUCAUUACCAGAUGGAAAUUACUGAGUUUUUGAACCCUAAGCUGUCAAAGCUGGAGAUUGAACAAAAGCAACUUUGCAGGCAAGCUCUAGAAAUGGGUAUACUGAAGGAAUACUUGGAUCUGUUACUUAUGGAAGAAGAAUGUAGUGACACAGGCCACUUCAGCCACAGUUUUUGGCUGAUUUCUUGCAACCGCCCCAAGGCAGAAGAGCUUCUUAUGGAUCGAAUACCUGGGACUUUCCUCAUUCGCCCUCGGGAAUCAGGCUUUGCUCUGUCUGUGGUAUGUGCUGAUGGAGAAGGAACAAAGAUCUGUCACUGCUGUAUCUGCUGCACACAAGAAGAUCGCUAUGGAUUUGUUCCUGAGUUUUGCCUCUUUGACUCUUUGGAAGAACUUGUCAUCAAGCACAAGACCAUCUCAUUACGUUUCUACAAUCCCACAUUAGAUGUGUGUUUAACCUAUCCUAUUAACUACAGGGAAAAUGACCAAUGAUCUUCACAUCAGUCUUUACUUCCCAAUAAAUAAAAAUUAAUUUUCAUAAAGUGUGUUAUCAUCAUGUUUAUACAUCAUAAACAUUCCUAACAUAACCUUAACACAAAUCUUUAAAUAUCAAUAGCUUAUGAGACUUAAAAACAUAUAAAAGAAAGUCCUUUGUAGUGUAUUUUUGUGAUCAGUAUAUGACCAGUCAUCUGUCAUUUUCUAAUCCUGCAUUAUAGGUUAGCUUUGAAAUGGUUGUAGCCAAGAAUACAGAAGGUCUUCACUAAAAUCUUUUUUUGGUACAAAAUUGGGCAGAAUUUUUGUCUUCUAGACAGAAUUAGUUGUGUUACAAGAGAGAGAAAAUUUUCUUGAUGGGAAAUUGCUCUUGAAAUGAGUUGAACUAGAUUGCUCCCCUUGACUUCUUUCACAUAAGAUUCUAUCCUGCAUGUCCACUGAGAUGCUAACACAAUUAGCAGGAGAAAUGAAAUAAGAGACAAGAAGGAACAACUUCUAAAUAAUAACGCUGGUGUUGUGAACAUUAUCUUUUCUGCAUUUUCAUAUAAGGAGUCUUGCAGAACUGAAAACUACAUAAACUAAAACUUGUGGACAACGGCAAGACCCACCAGCUGGAUGGGUCACUCUGCUUUCAGGAUGUACAAUCCUUGACCAAGUUAAGCAAUCCUCAUGCUACUGUGAGCCACUCUAGAGAAUGCAUUUAAGUCUUUAAAUAGAGACCACCUGGCAAUUUCUUCUGUCCCUGACACCCCGAGGAUGGAGACAAAGGCUUUUGUCAUCUCUGACACAAACUGCGGAUGUGUUGGUUGGCUGAUAUGAGCAGCAGUACAGCACAGCACCAGUCCAAGAUUUGCUGUUCUUUCUCUGCAUGUGCCACACCCUACAGGUGCUUUGCUGUGAUGUAGUUUUAUUUGGUGGUACAGUAUAAAAUAUCUACUUUCCCUGCUGCCCCCUCAUCUUUCUGGUGCAUCUAAUAGUCAUGAUGGGAAGUUUCUGUUGGCACAUGAUUAUGCCAAUCUGGAAAUCAGUAAUCUUGCUGGAGAGAAAAAAAAAAAGUCUGCUGAUACUGGAGAGAGAUUUCGGAAUUCAACCAACCACAGUCAUUCAAAACAGGUAAAAUAUGUGUACUUGAAUUGCAUGUUUUCAUGUAGGUGUACAAAUCUUUGUAUACAUGUGUCCAUGUAUGUGUCUGUAUGCUUUUGCAUUUGUGUAUAAGUGUAUGUGUGUGUGUGCAUGCGUUUUCAUUAUUGUUGAAGCAUAAUCCUAAUUGUUAAGUGUAGUUAUUAUCAAAUUUUUAUAAACUUGUGUUAUUUAUGAAACAUAUUUCAAAAGCAUAUCAAUUAAGAAUGAUAGAAGAAUUAGUUUAGUGCCUGUAUUCAAAUUACUAUAUGAACGUGUAUAUGUAUGUAUGUGUGUAUGUUUUGCAAGGGUGGGUGCAAGGCUUAGCUAUGCAUCAGCACUGCUUUCACUUACAUAUGGACAAAGUUUGCUUUUGGUUGUUUUAUUCUGUAUGGGUGGCACAAUUAUGUCUUUUGUGAAAUACUAUAGAAUCGAAUAUUAUUUGUUGAUUUUGUUAAAAUAAAAGUCAGGUAAACAAAUUGAUUAGUUUAAGA
This is a messenger RNA of Pomacea canaliculata, 4966 nucleotides long. RefSeq names its product phosphatidylinositol 3-kinase regulatory subunit alpha-like. Bases 2169 to 3353 code for a protein of 394 amino acids. The transcript has 9 exons. Gene Ontology annotation, molecular function: 1-phosphatidylinositol-3-kinase regulator activity. Gene Ontology annotation, biological process: phosphatidylinositol phosphate biosynthetic process. The record is from RefSeq and is a predicted model, not a curated record. NCBI's taxonomy places the organism in Eukaryota, Metazoa, Mollusca, Gastropoda, Architaenioglossa, Ampullariidae. Gene Ontology annotation, cellular component: phosphatidylinositol 3-kinase complex.